UGACAAGCAAGGCAGCGUCUCACUCGCACUCUGGAGCAUACAGCACUGAGCCUCUCCUCUUUUCUUUCUCCUCGCUCUCUCACUACCUUUACUGGAAGACUUUUGCGCUGCUUCUUUCCUGGAGUUUGAAGAACCACAGCUUCAUUUAGAGUUCGCAUAGGUAACAGAAGACCAGAAUAAACACAAAGGAUGGAGGAAAAGAAAGCGCAGAGAAUGAGAAAGUGUUAAAAGAGACAGGAUUUGUGUAGGGAAGCGGGGGCAGGCAGUGGGAAUAAAAAGAGUCAAGAAAAAAGUCUGCAAGCACUGAAAAGUAAAAAGAAAAGUGAACUCUGGAAAACUCGAAGAGUAAGGCUGAGAAGCAAGACUCAGGUCCACGGGAAGUGUUGCAGUCCUGGCGGCCCACAUGCCCAUCGAGUUUGUGUGCAAAAUCAAGUUCGCUGAGGGAGAUGAGGCCAAAUCGGCCCCACCUAAAGGAGGUGGUGGCAACCCAAUGGACAACGGAGCAGGUAUGGCUGACCUGGCUGCUUUUGCCAGCUCUUCAUCUCUGCAUGGCCUCGCCCAGGUGUUGGGGUCAUCAGGAUCAGGCCGAGCAAGCAUGAGGCGGACAGUAUGGGCACUGGCUCUGCUGGCAUCAUUGAUGCUCUUCUUAUAUCAAGCAUCUCGGAGCACAGGUACCUACCUGGAGCACCCACAUGUGGCGGCACUGAGUGAGGAAAGCCGGCGUGAGCUCACCUUUCCCGCCAUCACACUGUGCAAUGUCAACCGCUUCCGCUUCUCUGCACUCACUGACGCUGACAUCUACCACCUCGCCAACCUGACCGGGCUGCCCCCAAAAAGCCGUGGUGGCCACCGACCAGGUGAGCUGCAGUACCCACCUCCGGAUAUGCUGGACAUCUUUCAGCGUACUGGCCACCAGAUUGAUGAUAUGCUGAAGAGCUGCAACUUUAGCGGACAAAACUGCUCAGUGAAUGACUUCAGAGUGGUAUACACACGCUAUGGGAAAUGCUACACCUUCAAUGGGAACAAGACCUUACCAAAGCGGACACGGCAGGGGGGCAUGGGGAAUGGCCUGGAGCUGAUGCUGGAUAUACAACAAGACGAAUAUCUCCCCAUCUGGAGAGAAACCAAUGAAACCACUCUGGAGGCCGGGAUACGGGUUCAGAUUCAUAGUCAAAACGAACCUCCUUACAUCCAUGAGCUGGGAUUUGGGGUCUCACCAGGAUUCCAAACCUUCGUGUCCUGCCAGGAACAGAGGCUGUCGUACCUGCCGCAGCCAUGGGGAAACUGCCGUGCGUCGUCAGAGCCAGUGAUCCCCGGGUAUGACACCUACAGCGUGAGUGCCUGCAGGCUGCACUGUGAGAGCGUCCAUGUGCAGAGAGAGUGCAACUGUCGGAUGAUACAUAUGCCAGGAACGGCAGAUAUCUGUACGCCAUCAAAAGUGAAAUGUGUCGACCGAGCACUUGCGUUGCUGGAGAUAAGCGCAGGAGAUCCGUGCGUGUGCGAGACGCCGUGUAACGUCACGCGCUAUGGAAAAGAGCUCUCUAUGGUUAAAAUCCCCAGCAAAGGCUCGGCACGCUACCUCUCUCGCAAAUACCACAAAACCGAGGAGUAUAUCAGGGACAACUUCCUCGUCCUGGAUGUUUACUUUGAAGCGCUGAACUACGAAACGAUCGAGCAGAAGAAAGCAUACGACAUAGCCGGACUGUUAGGUGACAUUGGAGGCCAGAUGGGACUUUUCAUUGGAGCCAGUGUUCUCACAAUAUUAGAGAUACUCGAUUACAUCUAUGAGGUAAUCAAACAUAGGAUCAAAAGACUCUUGAGACCACAAAAAUACCAGAACCAGCAGAGCCAGAGGAACCAGACGCAGAGAACAAGGAACCACCGUGAUCUGAAUUUGAGGGCCCAGCUAACACCAAGCACCAUUGCGACAGUAAGACUAGAGGAAUUUAAGCCCAGAGAGUCUAGUGAUGGGACACGAGCUCAAGCACACAGUGUCUAUCCAGCAUCAGUGUUACCAAACCACCACACACAAGCCACUGGACAGCAGGACUUUGCUUGCUAGGAGAUGAUUUCUCUUUUAGUUUCCACCCUCUAUCUACAACAAAUUGCUCAUCAGACUUUUGGCCCUUGGAUGACUGGGAAUUGGACAUUUUCUGUUUAGCACCUGUAAAAGCUGCAGCCAAACUCAAACCCACAGGGAGCUCAUACUGAAUGCCCAUUUUUACAGUCAGUGGAAGGUAUGUGGCUUGUUGGGGGUGGGGGGGCUGAAACUGGCUCAUACCGCCUCCGAUACAUCAGCACGUGGUCGUAUUCGCAUCGUUCUGCAUUAGCACUAGUGGAACAAGGCCAAUUUGAUUAUACUGCAUGUCAAUUAUGUUCUGAAGUAGAUGUUUAAAGUUUUUAUUGUUUAUUUCUAUACUUACUUGUCAAUUUUUUUUUUCAAUUUAGAUUAAUCCUGUCACAUGUAUACAGUAUCUCACAAAAGUGACAGGACCCCUCACA
Silurus meridionalis is the source of this 2502-nucleotide messenger RNA. RefSeq names its product acid-sensing (proton-gated) ion channel family member 4b (gene asic4b). Gene Ontology annotation, molecular function: ligand-gated sodium channel activity. Gene Ontology annotation, biological process: sodium ion transmembrane transport. NCBI's taxonomy places the organism in Eukaryota, Metazoa, Chordata, Actinopteri, Siluriformes, Siluridae. Gene Ontology annotation, cellular component: membrane. The transcript is spliced from 10 exons. The record is from RefSeq and is a predicted model, not a curated record. The coding region runs from base 404 to 2062 and encodes 552 amino acids.